Molecule: messenger RNA, 1309 nt
Organism: Arabidopsis lyrata subsp. lyrata
Lineage: Eukaryota; Viridiplantae; Streptophyta; Magnoliopsida; Brassicales; Brassicaceae
Exons: 4
Coding region: 238-1131 (297 amino acids)
Source: RefSeq, a predicted model, not a curated record
AUAUACUUUUGACCUAGUAAACCUUGAUUACAUAAAGAUUAUUUCCUUAAUUACGAUAAUUAAUAAAUAUAAAAUAUCGCCCAUUUAUUGCUCACGUCAUCAUUUUACCUUCGCGGAUAAGGUAUUCUCUUUCUUUAAGAAUCUUCAUCGAAAUCACAACUAUACAUUUUCCAAAAUAUCUCCCAAUUCGUAAUUGUGAUCAAUCUUCUGCGAUUCAAGCUUCUCGAUCGAAGAAUCAUGGGAGGAGGAAGAGCUAUGGCGACGGCAGCGAAAGUUGCUGGAAUCGGAGUUGCUAAAGGAGGAUUCAGGGGAGGAUUUGGAUUUCCUCCGGCGACUGAACAUUUUAGGGUUAAAACCGCGGCGGCGGCGGCGUCUAAACCGGUUUCGGCUUCGAUUUCAUCGGCGGUUCAUCCUUCUGUUGAAGAAGAUGGUAUGAUUAUGCAGAGACCGGUUUGGGAUGAUUGGGAAUUUGCUGAAGAAGAGCCAAUUCCUAGAGUUGUUUUUAGCAAACCUCCUAGUCUUGAAGAGGCUAAAGAAGCUACUGAGGAUCUGAAAGAAGCAAUUAAUAUGGUGUAUAUGUCAUCUCCAAAGUCGUCUGCUGCUAUGGAAGGAUCAAAUGAUGGUGGUGCUGUUUCCAAAAUGCUCUCAGGUUUUCAAUCUUCUGAGAACAGAGCUGUUGAAUCAGCUGUUCCACAAGUUGCUCUUCAAGCAUUUGCUUUUCUGAGUGAAAACACCGCCGCGCAGACUGUUGUUGCUUCCAUUGCGUGUGACCCAAAAGUAUGGGAUGCUGUUAUGGAGAAUAAGGAUCUCAUGAAAUUUCUCCAGACCAACAAUACUGCUGCUUCCUCUCAAGUUGAAUCUGACAAUGACGACCAAUCUGAACAUUCGAGCACGACGGAGUGUGAAGUCAUGGAAACUAAGCCAAUGGAACUCUUAGAGAUUCUGCAGGACAUGAAGCUAAAAGCUGUUCGAUUGAUGGAAAAUGUCUCUUCCUACUUUGGGGACUUGUUUGGGUUAGGAUCAGUUACAGAGGAUGGAAAAGACAAGAAGCAGACAUUGUUCAACGACCCUCGUUCUCUGUUUGGAUUAGCUGUGGUUGUCAUCUUCAUGGUAGUUUUAAAACGUGCUUAAGGUCUCUUGUUCCUGAAUUCGCCGAUAUAGCGGAAAAACAACUACGUACUGUGUGAUUUCACUCCUUUGCUUUCUUAUCGUUUAAACUCUGUUUUUUGUUUAAUUGGAAUGGUUUGGAACCGUCUCUGGAUCUUUUCAUAUUAUAAAAAUAAAAAGAUCCUUUGGAUGUUUUAUCCAU